Molecule: messenger RNA, 3020 nt
Organism: Aedes albopictus (Asian tiger mosquito)
Lineage: Eukaryota; Metazoa; Arthropoda; Insecta; Diptera; Culicidae
Gene: zyd
Product: sodium/potassium/calcium exchanger 5
Exons: 8
Coding region: 481-2262 (593 amino acids)
Biological process (GO): intracellular calcium ion homeostasis; calcium ion transmembrane transport
Cellular component (GO): plasma membrane
Molecular function (GO): calcium, potassium:sodium antiporter activity; calcium channel activity
Source: RefSeq, a predicted model, not a curated record
AACCGGCCUAAUUCGCAUCCCCCGGCAGCACCUUCCAUUCAGAUGUGCAACUUUAUACACAUUGUCAUGACUCCAAUCACAAACACGCGGAGAGCGGCCACUGAGAAAAGAUGAGAGCUGCUUGCGUCGUCCAUCGACAUUGAAUGGCAAUUUCUAAUAUGUACUAAGUUGUGGUGUACUAUAGCGCGGUUGGCCUGGUUGGUCGGUCGGUCGGUCGGUCGGUGAGGUACCUUAGAGAUGCGCUCGAUUGAACUUACUCCAGAUCGGUUUGGUCCUUCGUGCGUUCAGCAUCUCUCCGGUUCGGUUUCUUGCGACUAGUGACCCGUGUGGUGUUCCUUGUGUGCCCCUCGUCGCCGCCACCAUAACCGCCGCCGUCGUCUGUCGUGGUCCGUUGGUGUUUGAGGAGCGCAAAAAGUCUAUACAUAGGAGCCAAUUGGGAUCGACGCGCCUCAGUUGGUUUUGAACAGUGAUUUGAUCAACAUGGGCGACUCGGAGUGGGGCCUAGAACGACUAACUAAUGGGCUGAACUGUACUCCACCUGCGAUAGAGGACUUCCCGCCAGACCUGUUCACAGUGCAUCAGAGACAGAACGGGGCCAUAGUGUUACACGCACUUGCUAGUUUAUAUUUAUUUGUAGCUUUGGCUGUAGUAUGUGAUAAGUAUUUUGUACCUGCCGUCGAAAAAAUAUGCCACGCGUUAAAUAUGUCAAACGAUGUGGCGGGAGCGACGUUUAUGGCUGCGGCGACGUCGGCACCCGAGCUGUUCGUCAACGUGAUUGGAACGUUCAUCACCGAGGGCGACAUCGGCGUUGGCACCAUAGUGGGGUCAGCGGUAUUCAAUAUCCUGGCGGUGGCCGCCUGCUGUGGGAUCGGUGCUGGAAUGGUAGUUCCACUCGAUUGGUGGCCGCUGACGAGAGACUGCCUUGCCUACGGCAUCACGGUGGCAAUACUGAUUUGCAUCAUCCACGACGAACGGGUCGAAUGGUAUGAGGCACUGAUACUGGUGCUGCUCUACAUCGUGUACAUUGCCGUGAUGUACUACGACAAGGCGUUUCAGAAAUGUGCCAGAGAUGGGUUAAAGCACGCACGCACUCGCAGAUCACAAGAUGCAUCAAGUAGUUUAAAAUCGGUGUCCAGUAAAGAACAAGAAGCAAUUGAUGCACAUCUUCCGCUGCGAAUAAGCCACUUCCAGCAGAAUGGUAAUUUGAAGAAUGUUACUCACAUCGACGCGAGUAGCACCGAAUUGACGUCAUCAAAUCUGGAGAUGCAAAUUAAGGCGAUCAGUGCCAGUGGUGGUGCAGUACCAACACCGGUAGUGGCCCUAGCGGCUGCCACCGUACUCAUCAAUGAUCAACAGCAACAACAGGGACAGCAUAAGCAGCAGCAAAUCAAACGGCGGCACAGUGCCGGAAGUAUGAACGGCACAGCCAGCCUGGACGACGAUGACCAGCCGCCUCCACCACCGAGUCCCUCGACACCGCCAGUUUCGUCGGCGAGUGCGGAAUCGAUGAAGCACUCGUUGAAUGGCGAUCACCAGGAGAAGGAGGUCGCAGGGACGUUAGGAAACGGGGCAACCGGAGCAGAGUCCGCUGACGGUGCCGAUGAUAAGGACGAAGAAUUCCAGCUGUUCAAGUAUCCCUCGGGCCAGAGCAAACUGCGGCAGUUCUCGUGGAUCAUUACGUGGCCCAUCUAUUUGCUGUUUGUUUUCACGAUUCCGAACUGCGCGAAGCCACGCUACAAGAAAUGGUUCCCGCUGACGUUCAUCAUGUGCAUCGUUUGGAUCGGAUCGCUGUCGUAUGUGGUGGCGUGGAUGAUUACGAUUAUCGGGGAUACGCUUAAGAUACCCGAUUCGGUGAUGGGGAUCACAUUUUUGGCAGCAGGUACCAGCGUGCCGGAGGCCGUGUCCAGCGUAAUCGUCGCAAAGCAAGGUUAUGGUUCGAUGGGAAUCAGUAACUCAAUUGGAUCCAACACUUUCGACAUUUUGCUGUGCCUCGGAUUGCCAUGGUUCAUAAAGGCAGCCUUCUCGCCUAUUGAAAAGGGUCAUCACUGGGUAGGAAUCAACUCAGCUGGGCUGGAGUACUCGGCCAUCUCGCUGCUGUCGACGUUACUGAUGCUGUAUAUUGCCUUCUGGUUGAAUAAGUUUAGGCUAGAUCGAAGAGUUGGGUACGCGUGCCUCAUUAUGUACGCAGUCUUUUUGAUUCUGGCAAGUUUGAUUGAGUUGAACGUAUUCUUCCCAGUGAAUCUCCCGACUUGUGUGCGGUGAGUGAGUUGCAGGGAGCUUUGUGAGUUGUGUCGAUAAAAUAAACGGUUUUUUUUAUCUGCAAAUCUGGCGCUGGGUGGUGCCCACUUCGAAUUGAUUUUCAACCUGCUGGUGUCACAUGGUAGUCGCGUGACAAACUCGGUCGGGGGUAAUCAUUCGGUUUUGUUGAUGUUGUUAUUGUUGAUAUUGAUACUGUUGGUGCAACUCGUAAUUGGACGACGCCCCGCUGAUUACAGUUAAGGAGUGAGUGUGUGUUGAUAAAGAAGAAGACAAGUAAAAUUUUAGGGCGGAGCAAAGCAUCCGCGAAGAGAUAUAUUUCAAUGAACGAUUGAAAGAAAAGUUUACAAAUGAACCAAAUAUUAGCUGUAUUUGACUUAAUGCCAAGUGAAAACUCAGCACCGAAACCAAGAUAAGACAAAAAAUAGAGCAUAAUAAAAAAAAAACUAAGACCUACCGUACUAGGAUGCAAGCACUAUUGGUUGUUACAUGUACUUGUCACGAAGAGCGCAUUAUAAUGAUAUUGAUGAUGGUGGCUAGAAUCUCGAAUAUUCUCUUUUACAUGUACGAAGUCAGGUGAGAUUGCUGGAUUUCUAGCUACUCACUAUGUAACAAAGAACAAUUUGAAACAGAAAACGUUUUUGAAACCUAUUAUAAGUAACAAACCAUUUCUUCCUCUCUAUUGUACAUAUUUGCGUGUCUUCAAAUGAGUCUAUGGUAGUUGAUAGGAUGAAUAAAAGUUUAUGUAAUUUUGUAUUACUGUA